Molecule: messenger RNA, 2380 nt
Organism: Pectinophora gossypiella (pink bollworm)
Lineage: Eukaryota; Metazoa; Arthropoda; Insecta; Lepidoptera; Gelechiidae
Product: basic juvenile hormone-suppressible protein 2-like
Exons: 5
Coding region: 17-2284 (755 amino acids)
Source: RefSeq, a predicted model, not a curated record
CAGAGUCGACUGCACAAUGAAGGCUUACGCAUUAUUGGUACUAGGCUUGGCCGCCGUGGCCACGGCUACACCCGUCCUAGAUGACACUACGCUUGGCAAAAUGGACUUAAAAGAUAAACAGAUAACUAUUCUGAAGCUGCUGAACCAUGUCGUGGAGCCGUGCAUUUACAAAGAUAUCGUAGACAUUGGCAAGGAAUUCGACAUUGAGAAGAACGUUGACUUGUACACCAGAGUUGAUGUUUUCAAACUAUUUGUCAAGAACCUAAAAGUCGGUUUCCUGCCGCGUGGUGAGAUCUUCACUCUUAAUGUCGACCGCCAACUGAAGGAAGUCGUUACCAUGUUCCACAUGUUGUACUACGCUAAGGACUUUGUCACCUUCAUCAAGACUGCAUGCUGGAUGCGCCUCUAUCUCAACGAGGGUAUGUUCGUCUACGCUUUGACCGUCGCCGUCAGACAUCGUAUGGACUGCAAGGGAAUCAUCCUUCCUCCCCCUUACGAAAUCUACCCUUACUACUUCGUGCGCGCUGAUGUCAUUCAGAAGGCUUACUUACUAAAGAUGAAGCGAGGAAUCCUUGACACUAAACUGUGUGACUUCUACGGAAUCAGAAAGACCGAUAAGGAUGUCUACAUUAUUGAUGAGAACGUGUACGACCGCCGUGUGUGGCUAAAUGAGGACGACAAGGUUCGCUACUUUACUGAAGAUAUCGAUCUCAACACCUACUACUACUACUUCCACGUCGACUAUCCGUUCUGGAUGAAGGAUGAAAUAUUUGACAAGCUUAGGUGCAGGCGUUUCGAACUAACCAUGUAUGUGUACCAACAAAUCUUAGCCAGGUACUACUUGGAGCGUCUCUCAGUAGGACUUGGUCACAUCAAAACUCUCACUUACGACAAACCCGUUAAGAAGGGCUACUGGCCUUGGAUGAAACUACACAACGGUGUUGAGCUUGCCAAGAGAACAAACAACUUUGUGCUCUUACGUGAUGACAAUAUUGACCUUCUUCGUCUUGUCCGGGACUACGAAACGAUCAUCAAGGAAGCUAUAAUCAAAGGAUACGUUGAGAUCAACGGUAAGAGAUUUGAACUAACUAAGACUGAUGACAUCGAGACUCUUGGAAAACUUAUCUACGGGAAGAUUGACCGGGUUAUUGACGUAGACAAGACUCGCAUCGAUGCCUACCGCUACCUGCUCAUCAUCUGCAAAUCAAUUCUUGGUCUUGAUACCAUACAUGGAGACAAAUACUUCGUUGUUCCCACCGUUCUUGACCAGUACCAGACUGCCCUUCGUGAUCCAGUUUUCUACAAACUCCAAAAGCGUCUCGUUGACUUCGUUGUUUUGUUCAAGAGGCGUCUACCAUGCUACACCAAAGAAGAUCUGUACUUCCCAGGAGUCAAGAUCGACAAUGUCGUUGUCGACAAACUUGUAACUUACUUCGACGACUACCUAAUGGACAUGACAAACGCUGUCAUCUUGACCGAUGAUGAAUUUAAGAAGACCACAAGUGAUAUGAAAUUCCUGGUCCGCAAACGUCGUCUUAAUCACCAACCGUUUACAGUCCAUCUUGAUCUGGUAUCGGACAAGACUGCCGACUGUGUUGUUCGUAUGUUCCUAGGACCAAAACAAGACAAUUUCGGACGUGUAAUUGACAUUAACAAGAACCGCCUCAACUUCGUCGAAAUCGAUACCUUCCUUCACAAGCUGGUCAAUGGGAAAAACACGAUUCAGAGGAAAUCCGUUGACAUGCACAAUUUGGUGCACGACCGUAUUUUCACCCGUGACUUAUGGAAAAAGGUUGACACCAUUACUGACAUGAAGGAUAUGCUCAUCAAGGAUCUUAGGAACUAUCACACAGGAUUCCCCAGCAGAUUGCUUCUGCCUAAGGGUCACGUCGGUGGUAUGAAGAUGUUGCUGUACGUGAUCGUGACUCCUUUGAGGCUCGUUGAUGGAGUUGAUCUAAAUAUUCUGGAUGUGAACCGCAAGGAUAUGUUCGUUGACUUCAGAUCAACUGUUCUGCUCGACAAGAUGCCUCUUGGUUUCCCUCUUGACCGUCACAUUGACGUUGCUAACUUCUUUGUUCCCAACAUGAAGUUUGUUGAUGUCAUAAUCUUCCACAAGAAGAUGGUGUGCGACAUGAAGACUCGCUGGGACCGCUGGGUGCUGAAGAACUACCGCAUGGUUGACGUGACUCGCAUCUAUGACGACACUUACUUCGUAGAUGUCGACGUUGACACCACAGUUAAUGUUCACAACGACUACACUCACCACAAGACCAUCGACUUCUAAACUGCUAGAUCAUAUUCAUCAAUAUUAAUUCCAACCAAUCUCUAAAUUAGAUAUAAUAUAUAUUAAACAUACUUAAUAAAUUAAAUAUUUUAUAAA